Molecule: messenger RNA, 1700 nt
Organism: Carcharodon carcharias (great white shark)
Lineage: Eukaryota; Metazoa; Chordata; Chondrichthyes; Lamniformes; Lamnidae
Gene: mpc1
Product: mitochondrial pyruvate carrier 1
Exons: 5
Coding region: 130-462 (110 amino acids)
Biological process (GO): pyruvate import into mitochondria
Cellular component (GO): mitochondrial inner membrane
Source: RefSeq, a predicted model, not a curated record
UCUGUGGUCCUCCAAGGGCGGCCCGGCUAUCCCGGCAUGCUCGGAGAGGGAGGCCGGUAAAGAGGUUUGUUUGUCCUUCAGAAGCGCCCGGAUACCCCUGUUCUCCGUCCGCGCCUCAGGGUCGCUGCCAUGGCCGGGACUUUGGCCCGUAGGGCCUUAGACUACCUCAGGAGCAAGGAUUUCCGCGACUAUCUCAUGAGCACGCACUUUUGGGGUCCUGUUGCUAACUGGGGGCUGCCCAUUGCUGCUUUUAGUGAUAUGAAGAAAACUCCAGAGAUCAUCAGUGGCAGAAUGACAUUUGCGUUGUGCUGCUACUCUCUGCUUUUCAUGCGGUUUGCCUACAAGGUACAGCCCAGAAAUUGGCUGCUUUUUGCCUGCCACUUCACUAACGAAACCGCGCAGCUCAUUCAGGGAGGCCGGCUGAUCAAAUACAAUGCUCAGAAGAAGAUGCAUUCCGAGUGAUGUCAGACUGCAGCACUUUAUCUUUACUAAAUCCAUAUGUUACCAACACACCCUGAUCUUACACUUUUUUAUGCACAAGAUUCUACAAAUCUGACCUAAGAUUCCGGAUGACUAAUUUUUCAAAGAUAUUUACUCCAAACUGUAUUUUGUAAUGUAAUUAAUUUUCAAAUUGUGUCCCUUUCUAAAAUUGCCUUAAAUUAAAUUUGACAAGCGUGUCAUCAUACAUGGAUUCUUAACAUUAGUCAUGUACAUACUUUUCCCUUUCGUUUGAAAUUGAUACCAACUGGUACUAUGUAUAGUAUUUGAUGAUAUUGCAAGAAAUGGUUUAUGAUCACGAGCAUUGACUUGUGUUGUAAUCAAUAUUUUGUUGGUAGAUCAAUGGUGUUUGCAGUUUUGAGCUGCUUUUAAUAAUGUCACGUACUAAACUGCUGUCAAUUAAAAGAUAUCAAAUUAGUCACCAAUAAACCGACCUAGCGUUUCUCCAAAAGCAAUUUUUGGCGUUAUAUAAAAAUGAGACUGAAUUACUUCUAAUAUUUGAGUUCUUCCAGCACUUGCCAUUAUUGAAUGGAAUGAUUGGUAAAACCAAAGGAGCCUGUCCUGUUAAACCAGUACAUAUGAAUGUAUGAAUUAGGAGCAGGAGUGGGCCACUCUGCCCCUCAAGCUUCCUCCACCAAGCUUCCUUCAAAAUAUCAUCACUGAUCUGAUUGCAGCCUUAACUCCACAUUCCCAGGUACCCCUGAUAAGCUUUCACCCCCUUGUUAAUCAAGAAUCUAUCUAGCUCUGCCUUAAAAAUUUUCAAAGACUCAGCUUCCACUGCCUUUUGAGGAAGAGUGCUCCAAAGACUCCUGACCCUCUGAGGAAAAAAUUUCUCCUUAUCCCUGUCUUUUGUGGAAUCUUGUACCGUUAGAGUUGGGGUUACAAUCAGAUCAGCCAUGUUCUUAUGCAUAAGUUGGGAAAGGGGGAAUACUAGCAGGCAAUCUACUCCACCCGCAGCGUGUUAUGGCAUAGAGCGAGUCGGCUUCUCGCUGACUUAUUCCAAAAGUAGGGGGGUUUGGGGUCAGCCAUCUGCACCCCCCUCUAAUAUGCAGCCCUAGGUUUCAAUAUGUGAUGUGCUGCGGUAAUUUGCUGAGGCAACUGUCCUUCUUAUGAAUUAUUACAAAUUUCACUGCAAUGAGCUCUGUCCAAUGUAGAGUGAAAAUAUUAUUUGCAUCUUUGCAAUAAAAUGUAAUUGCACCUUU